Molecule: messenger RNA, 2712 nt
Organism: Heterobasidion irregulare TC 32-1
Lineage: Eukaryota; Fungi; Basidiomycota; Agaricomycetes; Russulales; Bondarzewiaceae
Exons: 6
Coding region: 1-2712 (903 amino acids)
Source: RefSeq, a predicted model, not a curated record
AUGACGCAGCCCGCUGGCACGUUGGUGCACACACCCGAGGAAUGGCUCGACGGCGGUUUCCCUGAUGGCGGCAUCUUGCUAGACACAGUGGAAGACGAACUCCUCAAUGCGGGACCCUGUGGUGCUGCGGACGACGACGACGUGGACAUCACCGCGGAAAACUCUCCCUCCCUGAUAGAAGACAUCCGCAUCACGGAGCGUUUCAUCUCAGAACUCCAGACCGCCACGUUGAAAAAUGGAGAUCUUCCAUUGAGCCUGGUUCAAACCUUGCAAGACCCGGAUCACUGUCCCCAAGGGCCACUGGUAGAACUCAACGAUCCCAUCCUCCGACUCUCCCUCGAUCUCUUCCUUGCGGUUAGCAAUGCAUCUCAGCAGACUUAUACAGAUAUCGGGGCUGCGCUCAUGCGAUACCAGCCCGCCCUGAAAAUCUUGUCAUUCGAUCAGAUACAACGCCGCGUUGCCGAAUUGAGUGGUGUGGUUCCGAUCAUCCAUCAUAUGUGUGUCAACACCUGUGUCGCCUUCACAGGACCUUUCCGGGAUCUGACCAAGUGUCCGGUGUGCUACGAGCUCCGGUACGACCCUCUCAAACCAGGCUCAAAUGUGCCGCGGCAGGAAUUCCAUACAAUCCCUCUAGGGCCGCAGCUACAAGCAGUUCGCCGUUCCGUCGAGGGAUCCCAGGCCAUGCGAUAUCGACAUGCAUGCUAUGAGAAGGCCAUCAAGGAGAUCUACGCGAACCAUUCUCUGGCAGAGUUCUGUGACGUCUGGCAUGGGACGGACUUCCUCGACGCCGUUCAAACAGGGCAUAUCAAGCCCCACGAUCCGGUUCUCAUGUUCUCGGUUGAUGGCGCACAGCUCUAUCGCAACAAAUCUUCAGAUUGCUGGAUAUACAUCUGGAUCUUAUUGGACCGCUCUCCAGACAUGCGCUACAAGAAGAAGUUUGUCUUGCCUGGUGGAUUUGUCCCGGGGCCAUCGAAGCCCAAAAACCUAGAUUCAUUUAUAUUUCCAGGAAUGUAUCACUUAUCGGCACUACAGCGUGAGGGAAUGUGCCACUGGGAUGCCAUUGAUGAGGCCGUUACGGAUUCGAAUCCCUUUCUUGCUCUGGGGACCGCCGACAGCCCUGCCAUGGCAAUGAUCUUUGGGGGUGUCGGCCAUCACGGCGCCUAUGGAUGUCGUUUAUACUGCCCUCAAAAAGGAUGUCACAAGCGAGGCGGGGCACAAUAUUAUCCUGCAUGCUUGAGGCCCUGUGAUUGUGAGGGUGUUCCUGAGGAGCCUCCAGAUUAUGAUCUUCGGACGAUCAAGAUUCCUUCCGCACAAGAGACGGAGGCAAGAUAUUUAUCCAACUUGAAGUUUGUUUCACAAGCAUGCACGCCUGCAGAGUAUCGUGCUCGCCGACUGCAGACAGGAGUCUGUAAACCUUCGAUAUUCAGUGGUCUAGACCCAACCCGACGUCUUCGCAUUCCUGCAUUAUUUCCUGCCGACCUUAUGCAUCUCACAUCCUUGAACCUCACCGAUCUCUUUGUGGGGUUGUUUCGUGGGACACUUGAUUGCAGUGCUUCGGACAAUCUCUUUCGAGAUCCAGUAGUUUGGCAAAUCCACGGCAAGGCAGUCGCCGCAGCAACUCCAUAUCUCCCUGGUAUUUUUGAUCGUCCUCCCCGUAACCCUGCCGAAAAAAUCAACAGUGGGUACAAAGCGGUUGAGUUCCUUACAUGGAUCUAUGGUCUCGCACCAGCCCUUCUUCAUGGUGUACUUCCUGAUCAGUACUGGAGAAACUUCUGCAAGUUGGUUGCAGGUAUCCGUCUUGUGCAUCAGCGCAAUAUUAGACAGACUGAACUCAAACUUGCUCAUCGGCUCCUGAUUGAGUUCUCGGAAGAGUUCGAGCAGCUGUACUAUCAGCGGAAAUCUAGUCGUCUACACUUUUGCCGACAGAGUGUCCACGCACUUUCACAUCUCGCUCGACAGGUCACACGGUGUGGCCCCCCCGGUUAUACUACGCAGUUCACUAUGGAGCGAAUGAUCGGUGACCUUGGGGGGGAGAUAAAACAACACUCGAAUCCAUAUGCCAAUCUUUCACAGCGUGGGGUUCGUCGAGCACAGGUGAAUGCACUGAAGGCCAUGGUACCCAAUCUUGAUAACAGCACAAAACACCUGCCGCGUGGCUCCAAAGACUUAGGAGACCACUACCUUCUUUUACGAGCCCAAGAUUCUUGUGCACGCUCGGCCGGCGGAGUAUAUGAUGAUGUGGGUAGUCUCGAACGAGACUGGGUUCCAAAGGUGCGGCGUUGGGCUCGCCUGCGACUGCCAAAUGGACAGGUUACACGGUCCUUGUGGAAGGAAUCCCGCAAGCCUGUUAACAAGGUCAGAAUGGCCCGCAACGUUAAGAUCAUCUCUGCAGGUCUCAUUCAAUUUGCAGAAGUGCGGUACUAUUUUACCAUGCGCAUUCAAGGCGAGGUUGUUGCACUAGCGCUCGUCAGUUUGUUCUCGCAGCCCGACACUGAGCUCAUGAAGGCUUCCUCGAACACGGUCCUUUCUUGCGAGCAUCGAGGGGAUUCUGCACUGGCUGUCAUCAAUGUGAAGACCAUUGUAGCAGGCGUAGCAAUGAUCCCGCACGGAGAUGGUCUCCCAAACCUGGGCUCGCGUUUUUUCGUAGUGGAGAAGAUGGGACUCGAAAUUGCGUCUAUGGAUGGAGUAGCCGAAGAUGCAGCAGAUGAUUAG